CCUACGAUUAAUCAAUCAACCUUCGCUUUACUAUUGUGAUUCCGUGACUAUACAAUUGGCAGGCCUUCUUUGCUACACCCAGCGCCCACCGCUGCUGCUACGACCUGACGCCAAAUCAUGGAUGUCAUUCUCGAGCUGUUCGACCUGUUGGUCGGGGAUCGCCUGUAUGCCGCCACCCUUCCGGCAACCCUCAAGUCGUCGCCCUCUUUGUCCACCUUCCUAGAAGAUGCAAACAAUACCCUGUCGCUCUUUGGCGACUCACAAUCCUAUGUCUAUCAGCCAGCCACCUCUUAUUUGUACCUCGAACCCUCCAAAUAUGCGUACAUGAGCAUGUGGCCCCGCGACAAUGCAUAUAGACAGGGACUCAGCUUGUUUUUGAUUACGUGGAUCUUUGGUCUUCUCAUUUAUUUCUUCUUCUCGACCUUGUCAUAUAUCUUUGUUUUCGACAAGAGUACCGUUCACCAUCCCAAGUAUCUUCGCAACCAGAUGAAAUUGGAAAUCGCUCAGACCACGAGAUCGAUGCCAAUCAUGUCGAUUCUCACAGCGCCUUUCUUCUUGGCCGAAGUCCGCGGCUAUGGCAAGAUGUACGACACCUUCGCCGAGGAACCGUUUCCCUACUACAGUGUCUUGCAAUUCCCACUCUUCGUUCUCUUCACUGAUUUCUGUAUCUACUGGAUUCACCGAGGUCUUCACCAUCCUUUGAUUUACAAGACUCUGCAUAAACCACACCACAAAUGGAUUAUGCCGACACCAUAUGCGUCGCACGCCUUUCACCCACUUGACGGCUGGUCUCAAAGCGUUCCGUACCACGUCUUCCCCUUCAUCUUUCCCCUUCAGAAGUGGGCGUACGUUGUUCUGUUCGUCUUCAUUAAUUUCUGGACCAUCUUGAUACACGACGGUGAAUAUGUUGCCAACAGCCCUGUCGUCAAUGGUGCCGCCUGCCACACUAUGCAUCAUCUGUACUUCAACUACAACUACGGCCAAUUCACUACACUGUGGGACCGCAUCGGUGGCAGCUACCGCAAACCUAACGAGGAACUCUUCCGCCGCGAAACCAAGAUGGGAAAGAAGGAAUGGGAAAGGCAGUCCAAAGAAAUGGAAACAAUUCUCAAGACUGUUGAAGGUGACGACGAUCGCCAGUAUCUCGGCAAAGAAGCUGCCAAGAAAAAAUUAUAAGCAGUGUCAACACCUGCUUUUUAUAGUAGCAGCAUUUAAUCCUGGCUCUUGAUGCUCUUUUAAUAUUGUUUUGCAGGAUUAGCGUGACAUACAGCCGUUUGAGUUCUGUCGACUCGUUAUGAAAUUAUGCCGAUGCUCCUGCCGUCAGGUGUAUCCCUAUCAUAUAUAUUUAUUAAUUUUGGGCUUUUGUUAUCACAGCCCCUUCAAAAUUCUGCAGUCAAUCAGGGAAUUACGGUUGCUGGACUAGUUAAUUAUACCGUUUUUCCAGGGUAUUAUUUUACCACUACAUUCGCAUGUAAAUAUGACAUUGGCACAUGCUUGCAACUUGUAACUUGUUAUUGUAAACUGCUAUGGACAUUCAUGAGAGUGCACUAUGACAACCACAUUAUCGUGUUAGGACAUAUACUACAAACUGUUAGUCUAUUCUAAGAAUGAUACAUCUUAAAUCUACAGUA
Molecule: messenger RNA, 1631 nt
Organism: Talaromyces proteolyticus
Lineage: Eukaryota; Fungi; Ascomycota; Eurotiomycetes; Eurotiales; Trichocomaceae
Exons: 2
Coding region: 118-1176 (352 amino acids)
Biological process (GO): lipid biosynthetic process
Molecular function (GO): iron ion binding; oxidoreductase activity
Source: RefSeq, a predicted model, not a curated record